AUGAUGCGUGCCGCUUUCUGUAUCCUUGCCUUCGUCGUUUCAAUCGUCGCUGUUCUCGGACAAGAGUAAGUUUGGGUGUGUGGGCAACGAAAAAACUGGGGUAAUAUCAGUCUGUCGGGAAAAUAAUGUUGACUUGUCGCAGCAAAAGAAUUGCCCUCGCAAAGCGAUGAUCGGCGAUUCCAAGGCGCGACAAAUCCACAUUAUUUUCCUGACAGACUGACAUUUAUACGUUAUCCACAACCCUUCGUAUAGUUAGGGCCUUAUAAGACAAGAAUGGCACCUCAGCUGCACUUGCAAUCAAAAAUAAGGACCUUCCAAAUGAAGGCAUUUAUAAGCGACUGAAACUUUGAUCCAGAAGUCUUCGUUCUACCGAGAAAAAAUAGUAGUCACUAAACUCUCUAAAAAUAUUGCCACCUUCAAAAUUUUCCGCAAAAUUUAAAAAUUUCCCAACAAUUUUGCAUUUUGUAUGCGAUGUUUAAAUGCUCAACUAACCGUAAUGUCAUACCGUCCAAAAUGUCCCAGGAUAUUUCAAUCCAUUACAAAAUGGGCUACAUUAUCCUCUCAUUAGCCAGCUAAACUAGAAUUUAGAUGGUCAUAGUGAAGCGUCAAGUUCCAAUUACCCCAUCUAAAUUUGGCGAUUGUAUCCGUGACCAAAGUAUUUUCAAACACGUGCGGUUUGAAGUGCCUCACGUUUUGGGUUGUGCAGUGUGUAAAAAUAGAAAAACUUUUAUUCACAACACUUAUGUUACCGUAAUUUAUUGUGAGAUUUUUUAGCAACAGCCGAUUUUUCAAACCCAGUUAUCCCGUGCGCAACGAGUACCCUCGAAAGUAAGUUUACAGCGAUUAUACUGUUCACAUGAGUUGGCUUUUCAAGCAGCGACCAUUAGUACGCUCGGUACGUGCGUCACAAAAUUUGAUAAGAUGAACUACUUUUUGCAAUAUCUAGUUCGCCGGAGGGCUGAGUGCAAAUUUACGUAUAAAGUGUGUCUUGCCAAUUGCUAAGAAUGUUUUUAAAUCCCGAGGUAUGUAGCUAAUACAAUGCGGAUUAGUGGGCUAGUCGGGUAAACAAUUAUCGUUAAUUAGUUAAAAUUAGAAGUAAUGGAUGACAAACAAGCCGAAAGUAGAGUACUACGGUAAUGUCGCUGAAUUUUUCGUUUUAAACUUGAGCCUUAACUUAACCGCAGUGCUCGAACUAACAAGGGAAGUACUUGAAGUGUGACGCUCAGAUUUUGAUGAAACUUGACACAAAUUUAGAAUAAUUUUUUCUAAGAUAUAUGCGGGAAUCCUAGCUCGCGCUUUGCAGAAACAACCGAGAUUUUUAGAUCGAAAGUCGGCGAAAUUUUAGGGCUUUUUGCCGAAUUUCGGCACGAAAAGUUUCAUGCCUAUUUCAACUGUAAAGGAUAAUGUUUCUACAAAAAAUCAAAUUUUUCCGCACGAAACUGCCAAAGUUAUGGCCAAAAAACGGUUUUCUCUCUGACCGCUCUCCACGUUGAGCGUGCUCUCUCGGCGGCAAAAAUCGUUCGAUAUCUCGGCGGCGCCCGCAAAGCGCGAGCUAAAACUUUCAGGAAUUGAUAUUUAGUCCAUACCCGACGUGUGUGCAAAUUUUAAAGAAAAUCUGAGCGUCACACUUGAAGUACUUCCCCUGUAAGCUUCUUGCGCCAACGCUAAAAUAUCGGGUUUUUAUUUUGUUUGCCAAGCCGUAAAUACGCAAUUUAAAAGUAGCCAAAAGGCAAUCUAAAGCAGCCACUUUAUCAUAUCACUUCUGCCUUGAGUUGUUUGUUAUCCAUUCAUUUAAUUUUAAUUGAAAAAAGUGUGACUCGACUAGUCAUCAUGUUAAUCCGAUGUGUCCUAAUUAAAGACCCAAGGAUUUAUAAAAAAUUCCAAAACAACUUGUAAAAAACACUCGAUUAUGAAAUUUACUUCCGGCCCCUCGAUUAUCGAGGACUUCAAAAAAAAUAGUUACGGCCUAAACAUUUUUUUAUUCGGUAAAACUCUUUACAGCGCUGUCAGCAAAAUGUUUUUGAAGUCUAUUUCGAUAGAAAAGACAAUUUCGGAAGAAAAGACAGCUAUGACUUUCAAGGGGUCCCUUAAAAUCAUACAGCUAGAACACUUUGCUUCCUCUAGUCACAAGUUCAAAGAUACAAGCCACUCUUAUUACUCAUUUUAAUGAUCAUAAAUCAAACAGCCUUCCCAAAUUUCCUCAGAAUUCAUAACUUCCCAUGCAAAUGCCUCCUUUAAUCUCUGGCACACUAUUAAAAAGUAGAACGACAUUUAUAAUCCGGUCAACCCGAAAUUUUUGAAACAAAAAAGGUCCAAAAUUGUCACACCCGGAGAUAAUACCCUUCUCGUGGGUGGAUCUAUAGUUACUGCGAGGUCGAUGACGAGUUAGUGCACUAGACAUGAGUGGGUAAUGAUUCUGUCAUCUAUAUACGUAGGCUGUACAAAAACGAAAUGCGGAGAGUGAUACGUCUGGGUAAUAGGAUGACGCAGAGGACAAGUACAAUAUGGAAAAUGAAACGAAAUAGUGAAAUUAACCCUUUUCGUAUGCAAAUUCCCAAAAUCCUUUAUCUUUUCAGUGAGGGACUUGAUCCAGUGGCAAAAAAAGGUAUCAUUUUGCAUCCGGGAAGUAUCAAAAAUGUGGCAAAAUGCCUCCCACUCCAAGUGAAAAAACUUCGUUUUGAAGGGAGCGCCCUAUCUCCCACAAAAAGAGUGGGCGCGAAUCGGAGUUUUUUCACUUGGAGAGGGAAGUAUUUUGCUGCAUUUUUGAUACUUCCGGGAUGCAAAAUGGAACGUUUUUGGCCAAUGGAUCAGGACCGCCACUGUAAUCAUAUAUAACUUAACCCCCAGAUCUAAUCUAAACUUUUCCAGGCUCUACGGAAUGGUAGCACAAGAGAGCCAAGACCCUCUCGCAUAUUUCGUCCAAAACCCGCCCAAUGAGGUGUUCAACGCGGCCGCCAAACGCAACAUUCAUCGAGUGCAAGCGCGUGCGGUGAACACCUUCAAGAACUGCUACUUUUCGCCGGUUCAGUGCGUGCUGUUGGAGCGUCGUCGUCGCAGUGUUCAAGUCUAA
This is a messenger RNA of Bursaphelenchus xylophilus (pine wood nematode), 3070 nucleotides long. NCBI's taxonomy places the organism in Eukaryota, Metazoa, Nematoda, Chromadorea, Rhabditida, Aphelenchoididae. The record is from the annotation of a GenBank genome assembly.